Scleropages formosus (Asian bonytongue) is the source of this 1947-nucleotide messenger RNA. It is a transcript of the gene aptx, whose product is annotated as aprataxin. The transcript has 8 exons. The record is from RefSeq and is a predicted model, not a curated record. NCBI's taxonomy places the organism in Eukaryota, Metazoa, Chordata, Actinopteri, Osteoglossiformes, Osteoglossidae. Gene Ontology annotation, biological process: single strand break repair. Gene Ontology annotation, molecular function: single-stranded DNA binding; protein binding; mismatched DNA binding. The coding region runs from base 564 to 1625 and encodes 353 amino acids. Gene Ontology annotation, cellular component: nucleus.
UUUCUUUUCAUUUAGGCAAAUUCGAGCGAUCCAAUCGAGUCCUGCUUAUGGCUUAAACAUUAAUUAAUGUUGCAUUAUUAAUUUUUAAUAUUUUGUUAUUGUUAAAAACACACUAUGUAAAAUAAAAAUGUUAGACCACAUUCAAACAUAAUUUUGACAAUAAAAUGAAUAAAAAUAUUUUAUUGGUAAAAGUGCAUGAUGAUGAUGGCCCCUGGUCUGGACAGAUCAUUGUGUCACUUAAAUAUGUUUCGUAAGGGCGGGAUUGUGCUGUGUGUCUACUCUGGGCUCCCAUACUUCUGCACGCGUUUUGUUUUUUUAAAUGUAAAUGUGAGUGUCGACCUCUGCUUUCUUCUUAAAUCAUUGACAAUAGCUAGCUUUAAAAAGUGUCUGUUUUCUAGUCGAUAUUUUUUUUAUUAUUACACCUGUAAGGCAGUUAAGGCUGAAUCUUUGCUUGCUUUCCUUAUGUUCAAUUGAGGCACGAACGAAGCCCUCGGUUGUGUUUGCCUGUGAUUACCUUUCUUUUCCACAGAGUUCGUUCUUUUAACAUAAAUAAUAUAUACAAGAUGCGCAUUUGUUGGCUUGUAAGGAAAGAUGGCAUCCACAAACCAAUCCGAUUACCUCACCUAGAAACAGUUGUCUUGGGUCGAGGUCCAGAAACGACAAUAAAAGACAAAAAGUGUUCUCGGGAGCAAGUUCAGCUGAAAGCAGAUUACAACAAAGGAUACGUUAGUGUGAAACAGCUGGGUGCGAACCCCACAAGUGUGGAUUCUGUGGCUGUGGGCAAGGGCAACGAGGUGAAGCUAAGGCCCGGCCAGCUCAUGCACGUCGUCAACCAGCUGUACCCGUACACCGUGCGGUUUUCGGAGGAAAAAUCCGAACCUGGUGUUGAACGCAGGGGACAUCAAGGCACCAAAAGGCCCCAGCAAUCCAGGUCAGAAGAAGAAGGUGUGGAUGCUGGGAUGCACAGCCAAAAGGUUGCAAGACUCAUUGUCCAGAACGCCUCAAACCCUGGCAAGCUUGCAGGAGCUAGCAGCACAGUUCCUUUGAAAACAAUUUCGGACACACCACGCAAGACGCAGGAGACCUCAGGACACUGGAGCCAAGGACUGAAAGCCUCCAUGCAAGAUCCCAAAAUGCAGGUUUACAAAGAUGAUAUGGUGGUGGUCAUCAAGGAUAAGUACCCUAAAGCCCGUCACCACUGGCUAGUUCUGCCCUGGGAGUCCAUUGCCAGCUUGAAGGCCCUGCGUGCUGAACACUGCAGUCUGCUGCGCCACAUGCAUCACGUGGCUGAGAGGAUGGUGGAGCAGUGCCCCGACGCCAGUAAGCUGCGCUUCCGUCUUGGAUAUCAUGCUAUCCCAAGCAUGAGCCAUGUCCACCUUCAUGUAAUCAGCCAAGACUUUGACUCGCCUUGUCUCAAAAAUAAGAAACACUGGAAUUCCUUUACAACUGAGUAUUUCUUAGAAUCACAAGCUGUUAUUGAAAUGCUAGAAAAAGACGGGCAGGUAACAGUGAAGGAUGGGGCCAGUGAGUUACUGAAAUUUCCACUCCGAUGCCAUGUGUGUCAUAAAGAGCUGUCCACCAUCCCUCAACUCAAAGAGCACCUCAGAUCUCACCUGCCCAGGUGAAGGACUGGUGAAGAAUGGGCCAGGGGUUUUGUACUGCCCUUCUGAAGACCGAAAGAGGGCAAGCAGAAAAUUUGAAUAUCAUACAAGUGUGACCAAGGGGGGUUACUCGUGGCAUGCACUUUUUUUUCCCCGUCACUGAACAGUAGGCUCAUGCUGCAUAAAUACAAUUCCCACAAACUGCUUUUAAAAUUCUGAUUUCAAAAAGUAAGAAAUAUAUAAUUUUUUAUUUUCAUUCACAUUUGGUAACUUAUCUACUUGUAUGAGCAAAUAUAGGCAUAUAAGUGGUGAAAAAUUAUCUUUCAUUGUUUUGGAAUUGUUUCAG